Messenger RNA from Penicillium pulvis, 1890 nucleotides. Its product is annotated as TCP11 family protein. Lineage: Eukaryota; Fungi; Ascomycota; Eurotiomycetes; Eurotiales; Aspergillaceae. The transcript has 2 exons. The record is from RefSeq and is a predicted model, not a curated record. Bases 1 to 1890 code for a protein of 629 amino acids.
AUGGAUCUUCAGGGGACUAAGGAGGCCCGGACCCAAGAGGAGGGUGCCGACGGCCCGUUAGACGCCUAUGGUGGAGGCGGCCGCUCCAAAGAGUAUCACAAGAACGAGGGGCGCGAUUCUCACGGCCAUGAUAAUUCUUCCAACCCGCUUCGUCGACAGUCACCUUUUACAUACCCCCCUGGAACUCGUCAGCAAUCUGCGCUAGCGCCCGCAACGCCACGCCGGGAGCCCUCGCCGUCUCCAGAGGCCAUCGUCAUCCCCAAAGCUCUGGGAUUAAGUUCUCGGGAUCAAAGAUUAAUAUGCAAAGCUCGGCGUCAGCCACCAGUGACCAAGAAAACGCUGAGUGAACUCGAUCUGCCAUGCAUCAUCAACAACAUCAAUCUUCGCAUGGAUGCCAACUUCGAUCGCGACUUACAUUUCAAGCCUGAUCUAGAUGGCGAGAAGGGAAACCGGAAACGGAAAGAUGCGACCGCGUACUGGGAUUCGAUGGCGACGGAGAUUGCGAUCUAUGCAUACUACGCUGCUAACCCCGACGAGGAGCAGAGCCGGGGGAGCUCACAACGCACAUUUGAGCCGCGGCUGCCUGCCAUGUUCGAAACUCUGCAGGAAGUAAUCAAGACCCUUGUUCCGGAGCGAGAUCAUCCCAGCGUCAUGCAGAACUUAGAGGUGCCCUUGCUUAUGCAGCAGAUCCGCAAGGGCGUACUCGAUAUGGAUGCGCUAGCGACGUGGAUGGCGGCUUUGCUCAAGACGCAUUGUGCACCGAUGCGGGAUGAGUGGGCGGAUCGGAUGGCUGAACAGAUCACGCAAGGGUCCCAGUCACAAGACCCAAAAGAGAUAGUGAAUGGCUUGACGACCCUCUUUGCGAUCUUGGAGGCUAUGAAACUGGAUGUUGCGAACCACCAGAUACGUACCUUCCGCGUUCUUCUCAUUGAAGACACAGUCCCUUUCCUACAAGAAUACUUCGAGGGCAAAAUCAGUCGCGGAAGUUUCCAGGUCGAACCCGCCCGUCUCUGGUACCUAGAUGUACGAAACCGUGCCCAACAAGAAGAUGCGCUCAAGAGCCCAACCCAACCCGACGACGGUCUCAAGCCCCUCGAAGCCCUCCUAUGCGGCAUCGCCGACCAACUCCUCCAAUUCACACCUCCAUCGGAAUUCCCCGAAACCUUCCUCUUCGACUCCGACAGACUCUGGCAACUCCGCGCCACAAUUCAAAAUCUCAUCAAUCUCGAAAUAGCCUGGUACAUCUUCGAGUCCUGGGUCCACUCCAAAAAUCGUUACCUCCGCGGCCGCGAAGAAAUAUGUUUAACAUUCCGCACCCGCAUCCAAUCCUUGAUGGAAGACGGCAUCGACCCGAACGGCCACAUCCCUAGCGCAAUAGAUGACGACCCAGACCUCCGUGGCGGCGCACACUGGUACCAAAACAUGCGGAGCAUAGCGCUUGAAAUCGCCCGCUUCGCUUGCUUAGCCUGUGGCAUGGACGACGUCGAAGACGAAGUCAUCACACCCAUUGAGGCAGCGCUGGAAUGGCAUCUAACCAACGAGUCGGAUCUCUUCCGCCAUUUCCAGGAUGGAAUUCGCGAGAAGGUCCUGGCUGCGACUAUCGCUUCGGCGAAGAAAUUCUUGCCCCUUUCGCCGUUGGCCAUUUGUGAGUCGCAGCGCGCUGUUGCACCUUCUGCACCGCUGGUUUCUGCUGCGCCUUCGGCUGCGGUCAAUCCUACGAGUUCGACCGGUGGGUUGGCGCAAACUACUACGCCGUCGGAGUACGAUAUCGAGCGUAUUGGGAUGCGUCUUGCUCAUGUGGGUGUUUUGCAUUGGCGUGUUUGGGCUCCUCUGCUUUACCUCCGAGAUGAGAUUGCGGAUCUAGAUGUCGGUCCUUCGGCAUUUGUCUGA